Acanthopagrus latus (yellowfin seabream) is the source of this 6676-nucleotide messenger RNA. RefSeq names its product tripartite motif containing 101 (gene trim101). The coding region runs from base 2722 to 5154 and encodes 810 amino acids. Gene Ontology annotation, molecular function: zinc ion binding. The record is from RefSeq and is a predicted model, not a curated record. NCBI's taxonomy places the organism in Eukaryota, Metazoa, Chordata, Actinopteri, Spariformes, Sparidae. The transcript has 13 exons.
GUUAAAUCCAUCUUUAACUUUGUUUCUUGUGUGUUUUGUCGUUUUGGCAAAUGAAUAUGCUAAUAAUAUGACUAUAGGGGGGCAGGAAGAGAGUACGUAACCAGAACUGUACAAAAAAGAUCAGUUUUUCACAUUUUCUGCUAAAUAUCAGGUUGUAACCAGCUUUUAGGAGCAUAGCUGCUGCCUACUGUGACCACGCAAGGAUGGAAAUAAAGGGGUUACUUUUACUUUUUGUAUAAUUGCUAUAAAAAAUGAUUAAGAUGUUUAAAUGUUUGUUAAUGGUGGUAGGAAAAGAAGAGGGCCGAGACAGCUGCCCUGUGGAACACCACCACGCAUUUUACUCAAUAUAAUGAAUGUGAAACACCUUUUUUUCCUUUCUUUUUUUGGACAAACUCUGAAAUACUUAAUUGAUCUUGGCUAUAAUUCCCUGUCCACAAGAACAAUUUCUAUUUAUUGCAGUGUUGUUAAAAGUACCCAAAAGUCAGACAAAGAUCGUGUUAAAAUAUUACUUCUAUUAUAAUAAUGGGUAUAAAUAAAAGUCUAAAAUCUUUCUGAAAUUGAAUUUUUAACUACUCAAGUUGGUAAGAACAAGUAAAGUAAAUUAUACAUGGAUACACUCUCAUGUGUGAACUGUGUCUCUGCUGAUGUCGCCCAGAAGAAGCAUGUAUACAACGAAAACAAGAGGAUCGAGACAGCUGCCCUGUGGAACACCACAACGUAUUUUAUACGAUGAAAGUCACAAGUAUGAAUUUGAGUAGAAGUCUAGAUAUCGUGUUGCUUUAGUAAAAGCAAAAAGGUAAAAAUACGUAUCUGUCUUUUGUAGAAAAAGUCUCUGAUUAUAGAAAGAUUGUCAAGUAUAAGAAGAAAAGAAGAGGGCGGAGACAGCUGCCCUGUGGGACGCCAUGCUGCAUUUUGAACGAUAACAUGAAUAUGAAUUGCCACUUGUUUUUCAUUUUAAAAAAUUCAAAAUAAACCUAGUUAUAAAUUCAUGUGGAACCAAUUCCCAAUUCAAAAACACACUAAUGGAAAUCAAACCAAUUAACAAUUUAGCUAAUAAAAACCACACAACUCUGUAUUCUUGGCUGAAAAUUGUAGCUACAAUUUAAAAUGUACAGAUUUAGGUUUUCUUUUAACCAACAAACCUGUGAACAAAUUAGCGAUCAAAUACACCAACACAUUGUUUUUGAGUGUUUAUGACAAUCCAGACUUCUAAUCAGUGUUUAGAUUUGUGCUGAUAGCAUGAGUGACAGAAACAUUUCAAGACUUUAGUGUGUCACCACAAAUUAGACAUAAAAUAUAUGACCACACAUGUAACACAAAUGUACUGUAACUCCUCCUGUGGACAUCUGUAAGUGAAUGCUGAACAGGAAAUGAACAAUAACUAUAUUAUUGAAUGUUGAGAACAAGCCAAAGCAGAAUAAAACACCGGAUGACGAUAUUACAGGAUAAAAAAACUCAACAGUCGAGCAAAACACAAGGAAGCCGAGUCGAAGGUGAAGUUAAAACAAGACGACCAAACAGAAAAUGUCAAAACGCAAAAAAAGACAACAUGAUUAAAUACAAGUAAAAGGAAUAAAAGUGAUAAAAAAAGACAGAUUAAAAGAUGAUUAAACAUGUUAGAAAGUGUUUAUAAAUGCUCAACAGUUGGUUGUUAAAGGAAAGUGUCACUCAAAAAGCAAAAACCAACACUGGAGCUGAAGUUUUAAACACAUUCAGACACGAUAAUCAGGUCAGAGAAACAGGUGUGUAGAAACACAGUGAGUGACGACUCUGCAGCGAUAAAACGGCUGAAAAUGCAUUCAAUGCUGCAGCUGGAACCUUCAGGAGGGACGGCGAGUGUGUGUGUAACAGUAGAAAGAGCAGAGCCUGGCGUGGUCUUAAUCCGUCCACAUACCAGCCACCGCCUCAUAUGGUGUGUGUGUGUGUGUGUGUGUGUGUGUGUGUGUGUGUGUGUGUGUGUGUCAUUUCAGAGGCCUGAAACCUGAUGCCCCCCCAUGACUCAGAUCGGUGCCCCCCAUGCGUCCUCUCACUGCUGCGGAUGGCGAGGAAGCUGCGAACACACAAAUGCAGCCGUCGCUUCUUGUGAGGGAGAAAAAAAAAUAAAAGGGGGGAAUGAAGUGAGUGAGUGAGGAAGAGGAGGAAGAGGGACUGGAAGGUGAAGAGGAAGAGGGACUCGUGUCCGGGCAGCAGACUUUCUUUUCUUUUCUGGGAUAUGAAAGAGAUUUUUUGUCGGGCUGCUCGACCUCGAUGUGACAUCUGACCUCUGAUCUUACAACUGGACAUGAGAAGAUUCUCCAAGACAACAAAGUCUCACUGGAAGCUCAAAGCUCGUGUUCAAACUUGAGUUGGGCAUUUUUUUUUUUUUUCCCUGAGAGAGCUGAGACAGAUGGUGUUACGUGGUCUGUGCAGUCAGCAGCUUCAUGCAAAAACUUACCUGGCAACUGACUAAAAGUUCAUUUAAAGUAAAUGAAAUCCAGACAAAUUAACCUCCAGAGUGUCUGUGCACGAUAAACCUGCAGAAAACUACUGAGGAAGAUUAAAUAAUCGAGCUCCACUGACUCUGAAAGACCUCCUCCCUGCAGGAUCUCAACUCCACGACAGAGAAGAAGAGUCUGAUCGUGGAUUUACUCAUCAACACGCAAAUAAAUAUCGACAAAAAUGACUUUCUGACUGACUGCAGAGACGAGAAGACAGAUCACACACAGGAGAGACUGACUGCAGAUGGAGAGGAAGGAGGAGGUGAAGUUUGGCGGAGCGGCCAUGUCGCUGCCGGUGGACCUGAGCUGCCUGCAGGGUGGCGGCGGCGGCGGCGGCGGGGGGGCGGAGGGCGAGGCGGCGCUGGCGGCUCUGGAGAAGCAGCUGAUCUGUCCCAUCUGUCUGGAGCUCUUUAAUAAACCCGUGGUCAUCCUGCCCUGCGAGCACAACCUCUGCAGGAAGUGUGCCAACGAGCUCUACCAGCCGUCCUUGUUCCAGGCUCGCACCACCAUGCUGGUGAACAGCGGCCGUUUCCGCUGUCCGUCCUGCAGACAUGAGGUGGUGCUGGAUCGCCACGGAGUCUACGGCCUGCAGCGGAACCUGCUGGUGGAGAACAUCAUCGACGUCUACAAACAGGAAGUCAGCAACAACCUCAACAAGGAGCCGAGCCCCCUCCCUCCUCCUCCACCUGCAGCUCAGGUGACAUGUCCGGACCACGAGGGGGAGAAGGUGAACAUCUACUGCCUCACCUGUCAGGUUCCCACAUGUUCCCUGUGUAAAGUGUUCGGGGCCCAUCAGUCUCACCAGGUGGCUCCUCUGACAGACGUCUACCAGCAGCAGAAGGACGAGCUGAGUAAAGAGGUCAGUUCUCUGGUGGCGUUCAGCGACAGAGUCCAGAGUUUGAUCGACGAGCUGGAGGAGACCUGCAGAAACAUCGAGGAGAACUGCAGGACUCAGAAACAGAAUGUGUGCGACAAGUUCAGCCACGUGUUUUCAAUCCUGGAGGAGAAAAAGAAGGCGAUGACGCAGCGAAUCAGCUCCGAGCAGGAAGAGAAGACAGGCCACGCCCAGGCGUUGGUGCGUUGCUAUGGAGACAGCGUGGCGACCAACAACAAGCUGAUGGAGACGGCGGCGAGCAGCAUGGAGGAGCCGGACAUGGCUGCUUUUGUCCAGAAUUCACGGGAGCUGAUCACAAAAGUUUUGGCAGCGACCGCCUCGUGUCCAGCAGAGACACUGAAGCCGGGUUACGAGAGUCUGAGCCUCUACAGAUAUAACUUCAGCCGGCAGGAGAGAGCUCUGAGGAGCUUAGACUUCCCCAAAGCUGUGGAAGAUGUUCCUGAAGAACCAGAGGUGGAGCAAGAACCAGAGGAACCCAAAGAGCCCUCUGUCCAGAACACAGAAGCAGAACACCAGCCGGGCACCUCCACCCAGAACCUGGAAUCUGCUCGAGAACCAGUUAAAGAGCCGGUCUCAGCACUGACGUCCCCGUCAGCUGCACCGACGUCAGCGCCGGCUCCACCAGCUCCACCAGCUCCACCAGCUCCACCAGCUCCAGGUCUGGUGAUGGAUCUGCAGCCGGAGACUGACGGCUCGCAGAUAAAUGUCGGAGGAUCCGGUCAGGUGAAGAACGAGGAGGAGGAGGAGAAGAAGAAAGAGGAGGAGGACAGAUGUGCAGCUCCUGAGCCUGUUAAAGAGGGAAACACCUGCGACGAUCAGGAGGGAAUGAGCACACAACAGCUGUGUUUCUCCACAUGUCAGUGUGAAGGAGCAGAGGCAGGAAGUGAAGCGGGUGACUGGACGAUGCAGAGAGAGUCAGAGGACGAAGAAGAAGAAGAAGAAGUGAAGAUGAACGAGGGGAACUAUACUAUGUUUUACCCCAGCUGGUACAAACCAAGCAGCUGGAGCAGCCCGGUUCCUGCAGACAUCCAGCUGAAGCUUCAGGAUGCAGAGCAGACGGCUCCAGCAGAGGAUCGCCUGUUGGAGACUGAAGCUCCACCACGGUCUCCAUGCAGACGAUCCCAGCCUCGACCCCUGAAGGUACCUGCUGUUACACCUGUCCCCCAUCUGAGACCGACUCAGCAGGAGGCAGCAGGAAGAGACGACGUCGCUGAGGAGGAGGAGGACAUGCAGGGCUGGGUGUGUCUCCCAGGGGCUGCAGAUAGAAGCGUCGGUAGUUUUGAUGCGGGAGACAGUUCUGCUGCUGACAGUGACAGUCCAUCAUCCAAACCACCCGGGGAGACUUGUUCUGGGCUCGAGAGAGGAAGAUCAGAGACGGACCAGGACGACGUAAAGCUCAGCGAUGGAGGAUUAGAGGACGCAGAAGAGAAGGAGCAGCAAGAAGAGGAUGAUUUAAAUCUGAAACAAAGAAGAGAGUCUGAAGAUGAGCUGCUGAAUGAAAGGCAGGAAACAGGAUUAGAGAGGGAGGCUGAAUCUACGAGGGAGGAUCGCUCUGAACGGAAACGUGACGUCGUGGACGACGAUGAUGAUGUAGAGAGUUUGCGAGAUGGAGACUCAGAGUUUGAGGCCUCAGGUUUUGCAGAAAAGAAGGAGGAGGACGGAGAGAGAAACGAAGCCUCCUCUGACUCUCUGCAGGCUGUCACUCUGCUCUUCUACCUGUUGGCCUUCCUGGUCAUCCUGCAGAGGGUGUGGGCUUACAUCGGCUGCUUCAUUUGCACAUAACACCUGCAGGAGACACGCCCGCCCUCACCGCUGCACCGCUCAGAUGGAGGCUGAGACCAGGAGUCCGGCUCAGACCGGUCCUCCCUCCUCCUCUCGUCGACCCAGUUUCUGCUUCUCCUGGCUGAACCCCCUCCACAAGAAGAAGUAGCGGGCGGAGAGAAGUGUCUGAUGGUGGAGAUGGAGGUGAUGGAGAGUAACUGCAGAGUUACAAACUGUUUCAUCAACCAUCUCAGUUUUGUUCAGAAUUUUUAUCCACUCUAAAACAUAUUUGCACUUUUUGUGUUGUGUGGACAGAACGGCAAUAGAUCUGUUUUUUAUUGGUCUUUUAUUUUGAAAACUAACUGAGAAGUUUUGUUUUAAUUUGUUUUUAAGUAGAAGCUGCUGCCCUCCACACAGAUGGUCUUUGGUUUUAAGUGUUAACUACCUGAUUUUAUAAGAGAAGGAGCUGCAGAAUUAGCAGUAGUUUUACUGGUCAUAGUAAAAUUAGAACUACUGCUAGUAGUAAUAAUAAUACUUAUUUUAUUAUGUUACUGCAGGUGUGGCUGCAGAGGAUGUUGCAAUAAUUUUACAGCAUUUUAGUCUUUUUCUUGAACAAAUCUGAUGACAUUUGGGCUUAAAAUGUGAGAUUUAACAGUCUAUAAGGGAUAAGUUCAUUAUCUACUCACCUUCAUGACGAAGGAAAGUUGUGUGAGGUCCAUAAGAAAUGUCUAGAGUCUCAAAGCAAAAUGUUCUAAAAAAUCGACCAAAGACAAAGAUAAAAUGGAUCCAUGCAGCUCGUCAAGUGUUAUAAAAGUCUCUAAAAACCCAGAGAACCCAAACUGAUAGAUGCUAAGCUAAGAGCGUUAGCACGCACCCUGUCUUAAGUGGGGCCACAGGCUUGACUGUAUGUGGAGAGUAUGAGAGUGACUUCUUCUUCUUCUUCUUCUUCUUCUUCUUCUUCUUCUUGUUCUUCACCUGACUUUACAUCAACAUGAGAGGGAGGAGAGGAUGAUUGGGUUUUAAUUUUCGGGCGGACUGUUCCUUUAACAGUCUGGUGAUAGAGCUACUAGCUGUAGCUCGAUAUUAGAAAUGUGGACAACAGAAGUGGAGCAAUAACACUUGGUGAAACAAAUGAUGAAGUCUGUCUUACAAACAUGGUUGUAUGUGUGUCUGGAUGUGGGUUAGAAUUCUGGACCGAGUUCUGACGACCUGGGAAAGAGACUCAAGGAUCAGCUGUGGUUCUCCAGAACUUUUACUAGAUCACUGAUUGUGUUUGUUCUUGUUAGACUUUUUUCAAAUUCUGCUAUCAGACCCAGACAACCUGUUUGAAACUUUUUUAAAAUGCUGAUUCUGGACGUCACAUGUGAUUUUGUUUGGUUUGGUUCUGUUAACAAAAAGUUUGUAUGAUUUUGUUUGAAAGUCAGAAACUUUUAUUGUGUAUUUGUGAGUGUGUUUGAGCACUUUGUGUGUUUGUGGAUGAUGACAGAGGACAGAUGAGACACUGUGUUUGUGUUUGUUACAUGUGUAGAUUCAAUAAAUCUGA